Molecule: messenger RNA, 590 nt
Organism: Saimiri boliviensis boliviensis (Bolivian squirrel monkey)
Lineage: Eukaryota; Metazoa; Chordata; Mammalia; Primates; Cebidae
Source: RefSeq, a predicted model, not a curated record
GGCAAGGCGGCUUUUUGCUCUUCCGCCGGCCCAGUUAUGGCUUCCGGUGUCGUUAGUCGCGGGGUCCGAGACAGGCUGGACUGAUCUAGCGAGUCGCGAAGGGCCUGCCUAGAUCAAGAGACGUAACGCAGAUACUGCGGGCAGUGUUUGAAGAUGGCCCUAAACAGUGUGUCCCUGUCCGCCGGUGAUCAGAGAAGCAGGGUGGCCUGCCGCUUUUCCCACGGCGACCUCAGCCCGCCGGCGUCAGCAUUGGCGAUGGUCUCUGGAGACGGCUUCCUUGUUUCCGGGCCCGAGGCAGUUCGUCUAGAACCUGGGCAGGCUGUGGGACCCAGCGUUCGGGCCGAGAGCCGUCGAGUGAAUGGUGGGGGCCGGGGCCGGGGCCGGGGUCGGAGCCGGAGCCGCCACGCCCGAUUCUCACCCUACCGGCUACCUGGCGUUAAAUCCGAUCUCUUACGAAGUGCGCUGCAGCAGCGUUUGAUUGCAUUCGGAGGUGUCACCGCAGCUCGACUUGCAGUUUAAACCAACUCCUUUCUUCUGACCCUCACUUAGCUUGUAAACACCCCUCUUUAAAAUCCUUUGUUGGUGUAGCA